Messenger RNA from Diaporthe amygdali, 3354 nucleotides. RefSeq lists its product as uncharacterized. The record is from RefSeq and is a predicted model, not a curated record. Lineage: Eukaryota; Fungi; Ascomycota; Sordariomycetes; Diaporthales; Diaporthaceae. Gene Ontology annotation, biological process: protein dephosphorylation. Gene Ontology annotation, molecular function: protein tyrosine phosphatase activity. The transcript has 2 exons. Bases 1 to 3354 code for a protein of 1117 amino acids.
AUGGCGCCUCCAGAAUCGAGGAACAAUUUCGAGCGCCCUGCUCCCACCGUUUACUACAACAUGAAAACCUCACGACCACCGCCUAUUACGUCAAAAUCUCACCCUGCGCAACCAUUUCCCUCGACCAGCUCCUCCCACGCACGGUCACAAUCAAGUAACCAGUCGAAGACCUCGACCAAGCCCUCGUCACCCAUGGCCUCUCCCCGCGGUCCUCUGUCGGUCGCCGCCUCGCAGCCUCCCAAGCUUUCUCCGUCAGCCACCCCCAAACAUCUCUCGUCCACACCGCUAGGACAAGUACAAUGUCAAGAUGCGAGAACUCCUUCUCCCAACUAUUUUGGGCAGCAGGUCGAGUCCGUGGACGCUAUGGAAACAGGCGGUGCCGGUCAAGAUAGAUGGAGUCCCUCAACGUCAUCGGUGAAGAGCUUUGGCGCCGCUCUACCGAAGCAGGUGCCUCUCGAUGCCAACCCGGAUUUUGAAGCUUUCAAAAGGCAGGCAGAUGCAAAUAGGGGAAGAUCAUCUUUUAACCUGGGAUCAUCUCAUUUUGGAGGCACUACGCCUCUCACACUUGCAUCGGGACCACCAGCAAUGAGGCCGCGUCCUUCAAGAUGGAACACUCACGGCACCGACACAUCGGUGCUCACCCAGUCGCCUCUUCAUACCACCGAGAUGCCGAGGUUGAAGGAGGCGAUUCCCGAGAAAAUGGAUGUGGACAGCGCCAGCAUCAACACACACGACUCUGCGUAUGUUUCUGCCGAUUCAAAACGUAACUCAGAAGCAAGUGUCAAUCAGCCCAGCUUCUUCAAUCUGCCAAGACAUGAGUCGCCCGCGCAGUUUGAUUCAUCCUCAGAUAAAAGAGGCGGGCUGUCCAAGGUGGAUGAUCGUCACCCCAGAUUGUCGUUGGUGCAUGACAAGGCCGAUCCGCCGUCGCCAAAUCCAGUCUCGCAUCUCAAGGCCCGAUCAGACACGGUGCCUGCUACGCUGGAAGCGGCCGCGCCGUCUAUGAUCGCGCCGACACAGUUAAAGGAAAUGUUGGACUCUCCCUCCAAAAACGAGGUAUUACUUCUGGAUCUACGGGUUUCUCCACAAUAUGCACAGUCUCGCAUCAAAGGAGCGUUGAAUUUGUGCAUACCAACGACAUUACUGAAGCGUGCCACGUUCAAUCUUCAAAAGCUUCAACAAACCUUUCAAGGCAAUUCUGAUCAGGAGAAGUUUGCGAAGUGGCGAGACACCAAACAUAUCGUGGUCUAUGACGCGUUCUCGUCCGAGAGGAAAGACGCUGUUUCCGCUAUGAACACAAUCAAGAAAUUCACUAACGAGGGCUACGCUGGUCAGUGCUCGGUCUUGAGGGGCGGAUUUAACGCCUUUGCCGCAUCCUAUCCGGCCCUCAUAGAGAAGGGCAAUACUUCAGAGCAGGCUCCUGGCCGGCCGACGCUGUCAUUAGCAGGCGCCGGCGGCUCGAGCAACGACGGAGGAAGACCGAGUAUCGCACCUGUCGUCGGCGGAGUAAUGCUUCCCAACACGAGUAGCGCAGCGAAUCCCUUCUUUGCCAAUAUUCGACAGAACCAGGACCUAGUCGAUGGUGUCGGGCAGAUGGAUGUUAAAGUGCCGCAAGGAACAGAGAUGGAAGCACUUCCGGGAUGGUUGCGUGAGGCUGCGACUCCAUCGGACAAGGGAAAGAAGGUCAGCGACAAGUUCCUGAAGAUCGAACUGGCCGAGCAGUCACGCAUGAAGGGUGCUUAUUCCUACCUCAACCCCGGGACAGCCGUGGGUGCUGGAGGAGAAGCAAAUGAGAAGGUCGUGUUGAGCGGUAUUGAGAAGGGCAGCAAGAACCGCUACAAGGACAUCCUUCCAUUCGAACAUGCUCGUGUCAAACUGGAGGGGAAGCCUGAAGGCGCCUGCGAUUAUGUGAACGCCAGCCACGUCAAGGCGUCCAGAAGUCACAAAAGGUACAUCGCCAGCCAGGGCCCACUGCCGGCGACCUUCGAGGAUUUCUGGUCCGUAAUCUGGGAUCAAGAUGUUCGUGUGAUUGUGAUGCUCACAGCAGAAUCCGAGGGCGGUCAACUCAAAUGUCACCCGUACUGGAAGGACCGGGAAUUCGGAUCCCUUAAACUCCGGGCGCUGUCAGAGAAGAAAGUGUCACUUGAUAUCGACAAGAAUAGUUCACAGCCCGUCACAUCGGUCGAUUCCAGUGAUUCAGGCUCCUCUUCCAGCACCGCCCAGCCAGACGAUGCCUUCGGCUUUGGUGCCGCAGCGGCUGAAAUGGGCCGAAGAAGGGCAAACACCACGACGACUCUGGAUGCCAGUCCACAGCAGGGUCAGCCCAAGUCGGCUGCGAAUCCUUCCAGCCAUGGCGAGACUCCAUAUGUGAUCAUUCGAAAGUUCGCACUGUCUCAUGCUGCUCACCCCUUCGCUCCCAUGCGCGAGAUCACGCAUCUGCACUAUCCUUCCUGGCCCGACUUCGGCGCGCCCGCUCAGCCCAGUCACCUCCUUGCCCUUGUCGACCUCGCAAAUGUCAUGCAGCGGGCAGCCCUUCCUGUUGACGUUAAUACCACACUAGCCUCGGCCCAAAGUCCUCGGCAGUCUGAAUCGUCCGGACAGGGAAAACCUGCACGCAGUCCCAAGAAACGCAGUCGUGCCCAAAGUGGAAUGCCUCUCGCUUGGUGGGAAGAGCCUGAGGCGGACCAGAAUGCGCGGCCGAUGCUUGUCCACUGCUCCGCAGGCUGUGGACGCACUGGAACUUUCUGCACAGUUGACAGCGUUAUCGACAUGCUCAAGCGUCAAAGGAUGCGCAAUAUCAAGAAGGCCAACGCCAAUAUUGAGAAGAAGGUCCGCGCCCACAAGCUGCAACCCCCUCCCCAGGCCAACCACGACCGGGAGGGAGACAUCGCCAUGGCCGGUCUGUCUUUCAACUCGCUUCAAGGCGCAUUCAGCGACCGAACCGAACGGCGAGAUCCUUUCGACGACGCCAUCAGUCCCGGCACCGCUGCGCCGCCGCUAUCACCUGUCUUCCCCGACAUAACCAUGGCAUCACCGUCUCCCGCUCGUUCUUCUUCCUCAUCCGAUAGCGAGGACGACUAUGGCAGCAUCGAUACCUCGUGGAUUGACGACGACACUAUGGAUCUCAUUGCUUCCACCGUUACUGAUUUCCGGUGCCAGCGCCUGUCGAUGGUGCAAACGCUCCGCCAAUUCGUUCUCUGCUACGAGACGGUUGUCGAGUGGGUGUGGAGACUGCAGGAGCGCGGCGGCCCUGCGGGCUCUGUUGUCGGUGCACCCGGGACAGGAGCCGGUGGCACAGCCGCGAUGCGGGCUAGGGGCCGCAGCGGAACUGUGGCCCACGUGGGACACUCGAAGUAG